AUGAGUAAUAAUCCAAUGACCAACAAACCAAACCGACAAACAUCUACGAGACGAGUAUUAACCGUUAUUUCGGUUAAAUCAGAUGAAGAAGGAUAUGGAUCUUCCCAAAGCGAUAAUAAACCGAGUAAAAGAAGAACUCUGUCAAAAUUGUCGAUCGUCCCAAAUGGAAAUCGUUUACAAUUUCAUUAUCGUGGUGAUCGAUUAAAGAUACCAAAGUAUCAAAACACGUAUCGCUUGGAACCCUUCAAAAUUUUUCACAUCGAAACGGUCGACAAUAUCGUUCGUAACGUCCUGGAAAAUAAAUUAUCCUCAGUUUUGAUUUAUCAUCCAGAUAAUGCCUCAAAGUUAUCUAUGGAGACUGCCAACGACGUUUUGAAGGCGAUCAACAAAAGAGAAUAUGAUAGAUGCAAAAUAGUGGUACAAGUGACUAUCGUCCAACGUAUACGGCAAAGCGUACAUUCCGCUUUUCAGUGUCUGUGGGAUGCGGAACGUGACAAUUACUCGUACCACGUUUUCGAAAAUUCUCAUGUAUACGCGUGGUGCUGCGUAUUCGGUCUGUAUUACGAAUGA
Polistes dominula (European paper wasp) is the source of this 570-nucleotide messenger RNA. RefSeq names its product dynein light chain Tctex-type protein 2B. NCBI's taxonomy places the organism in Eukaryota, Metazoa, Arthropoda, Insecta, Hymenoptera, Vespidae. Gene Ontology annotation, biological process: microtubule-based movement. Gene Ontology annotation, molecular function: dynein intermediate chain binding. The record is from RefSeq and is a predicted model, not a curated record. Gene Ontology annotation, cellular component: cytoplasm; cytoplasmic dynein complex.